AACGUCGAUUUUCACUAUAAAAACCGGCGGAUCGAUCUCGAUUCGUAUUCCACUUCAUCGACCAGGUGGAAAAGAAACUCUCGACGAUGCGCAAUCUUGUCGCCGUUCUUGCCCUCCUGGCAACCUUGGCUGCCGGUAACCCGGCCGAUCCUCGGACGCUGGACAUUGUGCAGAGGAUGGACGGUCGGAUCGUGGGUGGCGAGGCGACGACCAUCCACGAGGCGCCGUACCAGGUCUCCCUUCGCAAGAACGGCUACCACAUAUGCGGCGGGAGCAUAAUAAGCGCCGAGUGGGUGUUGACCGCGGGCCACUGCUCCUCUUACCCCCUCUCCACCUACGAGAUACGAUCCGGCUCGACCAACGUGAACUCGGGCGGCUCGUUGCACAAGGUCGAGCUGAUAAUCAGGCACAAGAAGUACACAACCGACCGGUACGGUAUACCGUCCAACGACAUAGCCCUGUUCCGCGUCCAGGGCUCGUUCAAAUUUAACGACGCGACGAAACCGGUCCAACUCUAUCAAGGGGAUUCGGCAUCCCUCGUGGGGAAAUACGGUUUGGUCACCGGUUGGGGCCGCACGAACACCAAGAUCCCCGCCGUCCUCCACAAGGUCUCGGUCCCCCUCGUCCCCAAGAUGGAAUGCGACAGGGAUUACUCGAGGUUCGGCGGCGUGCCCCAGGGUGAAUUGUGCGCCGGAUUCCCGGAGGGGGGGAAGGACUCUUGCCAAGGGGAUUCGGGGGGGCCGUUGGUCGUCGACGGAAACUUGGUCGGCAUCGUCUCUUGGGGGAUGGGGUGCGGAACGCCUAAAUACCCAGGUGUCUACACGGACGUGGCUUAUUACCGGGAAUGGGUGAGGGAGAACAGCGGCGUCUGAAUUUCGAAUUUUCGAAUUUUGAGGUCGAAAAGUGAGUGUAUUGAUAUUUUUGAGUAUUUGGAAAUUGAUAUCGAUUAACUCGGGCACAUGAUUUUUUUUCCUAUUCUCGAGACAAUGUUAAGUAAGGCUUGGAGUUUUAAGCGAUCUUGUAUAGUAUGGUAACGUUUUCAAACUUCAAAGAUUUUUGAAGACGAGAUAAUUGUGUAUAUAUCUAUGUGUAUGUAUAUAUGUAAUAUAUAAUUGCAGCGUGUAAAUAAAAGUUGUACAGAGAAUAAAAAUUUUUGUUAUUUA
Apis laboriosa (Himalayan honeybee) is the source of this 1163-nucleotide messenger RNA. RefSeq names its product trypsin-1-like. Gene Ontology annotation, molecular function: serine-type endopeptidase activity. Gene Ontology annotation, biological process: proteolysis. The record is from RefSeq and is a predicted model, not a curated record. The transcript is spliced from 2 exons. NCBI's taxonomy places the organism in Eukaryota, Metazoa, Arthropoda, Insecta, Hymenoptera, Apidae. The coding region runs from base 87 to 872 and encodes 261 amino acids.